UUCCUUGUCAGUCACUUUAGAAUGUCAUAAACAUUAGGAAUCGACAUCACUAUCUAUACUGGAAAUUAGCACAUUUAUAAAGCGAUCCUAUCAUGCAUUAGAUAUUCACUUCUCUUACCAAAUAAUACGCGCCUUUACUAUGCAGUGAUCCCGGAAGAAGGCGUGCACUCGCUCUUUUACAGUUACAAGGUGUUUACAAUUAACUUACAGGACAGUUUGACGACCCAAGUUCAUUCAGUGAUCAGACAGAUACUCGUCAGACCGGUUUAAGGUGGAGACUCCAACGUGUAAAGUUACACAGAAGUAAAAUGAGUGCUGCCAUUUUGAACAGACUGAAGCCUGCAGUGAGCUCUGCGAUCCGGCUGUGGAACUGCAAAGCACCGGUGAUCGAUCACAGAGGCCCGGCGUCAGUGAGACUCUACAGCGGACUGAUGGAGCCCGGAGCCCCGCUCUUCAGACAGUUGUUUGAAUCUGAAAGCAGCACGUACACAUACCUGCUGGCCGACGCAGACACCCGUGAGGCCGUGCUGAUCGACCCCGUGCUGGAAACAGUGGACAGAGACCUGCAGCUCAUCGAUCAACUGGGACUUAAACUCAUAGUGGCCGUGAACACACACUGUCACGCGGAUCACAUCACUGGCACUGGACUGCUGAAGAAGAAGGUGUUUGGGUUGAAGAGUGGCAUCUCCAAACACAGCGGAGCCACUGCGGAUAUUCUGCUCUCAGAGGGAGACCGGAUCACCUUCGGAAAACAUUGUCUAACCGUGCGAGAGACCCCGGGACACACAGAUGGAUGUGUGACGUACGUCACUGGAGAUCAGAGAAUGGCCUUCACUGGUGACGCCAUCCUCAUCCGGGGCUGCGGACGGACAGACUUUCAGCAAGGUAGUCCAAAGAGAUUGUACGAGUCCAUCCAUAAGAAGAUUUUCACCCUGCCUGCACAUUGUUUCAUCUACCCCGCACACGACUACAAGGGUCAGACUGUGUCCACCGUAGAUGAGGAAAAGAAGUUUAAUCCACGGCUGACAAAGACACUGGACGAGUUUGUGAACAUCAUGAACAACCUCAAUCUCCCCAAUCCUAAGAAAAUAGAUAUAUCAGUGCCUGCAAACUUGGUGUGUGGACUUCAUGAUAUUUGAAUGUGAAAGCUAACAUGAACUUAUUUGAAUUUUACAGUGCAUAUAAAUAUAAACUACAUUCAGUGAGAAGAUGAUAUUUGUAUUUAAUAAUUCCUGUGAUUCAGGGUAAGCAGAGCAAGAUGAACCAGAACAAUGAAAUAUCAAACGAUUACAUUUUCAUUAUGGUCAGUAUUUGUUUUUUUGGUAACACUUUACAAUAAGGUUCAUUAAUUAAACAUUAGUUAAUGCAUCAACUAACAUGAACUAACCUUGUUUGUUCAUGUUAGUGCACAGUUCAUUAACUAAUGUUAACAAGAUUUUAAUAAAAUAUUAGUAAAUAUUGAAAUGAACAUUAACAAAGAUUAACAAAUGCUGAAGAAGUAUUGUUAAUUCUUUGUUAAUGUUAACU
This is a messenger RNA of Pimephales promelas (fathead minnow), 1527 nucleotides long. The record is from RefSeq and is a predicted model, not a curated record. NCBI's taxonomy places the organism in Eukaryota, Metazoa, Chordata, Actinopteri, Cypriniformes, Leuciscidae.